AGCCUUAGUCGAGUUUCAGUGCUACAAAUAGCCGGUCAUUUUCCGCAGGAUCCCGUGAACAAUGGAAACUCUACCUUAUCACCCCCUAUUAGAAGUGAAGCAGGAAGAAAUGAAAAAGACUCGUCAGUUUUACGACUUAGAUGACAUCGAUAGAAUAAACAAGAGCCUGGAGACUAUCGAAGAUUGGUGUAAGAAGGAACCUCAUUUGGCUGAAGGGUUUCAAUAUAUUAGUAAAAAUAUAUUAGAACGCGUGUUCAUUUUAUCAAAAGGCUCUGUAGAAGGUACAAAAAAUAAAAUAGACAAAUUAAUGACGAUGAGAGGUAUGACGCCAGAAUUAAGUUUGAAUAAAUCUAUCGAUGAAUUUGAGAGUCUUUCCGAAACCAUAUUGUACGUGCCAUUACCGAAACUCUGUCCUACAGACCAAUCAAGGAUCAUGGUGACACAAAUAAUAAGCGGCAAAUGGGAUCUCUUUAACUUGUUAUCUUAUUUACGAUAUUGUUUUAUGAUUGGUGAAUACAGAUUGCAUUAUGAUUAUUGUUUAUCGGAGAGAUUCAUAAUAGAUCUCAGUAAUGUAAAUAUUAACUUACUAACGAAGCUUAAUCCAGUCAUAUUGAAGAAGGCAGAAUUAUUAUGUACGGAAGGUUUUGGCACGAAGAUUAAAGGAAUCCAUAUACUAAAUGCUCCUUCGUUUGUAGAUAAAUUCGUUUUUAUAAUCAAACAAGGUCUUAAAGAGAAAGUGGCUAAUAGACUUCAUGUUCACAAUACGUAUGAAGAGUUGCACAAAGAAAUUCCAAAAGAAGUUCUUCCUAAAGAUUUUGAUGGUGAUGGUCCGAGUUGCGCUAAGCUGGCAGAACAAUGGAGGGACAUCCUAAAGACAGAAGAAUCGAGAAAAAUCAUUGAUAAAUAUAAUAAAUUGGUGUCGGAUGAAUCGAAACGAAGCUCAGUCAAAUUCAAUGAAGAAUAUAUGGGCAUGCCUGGUUCGUUUAGGAGAUUGGACGUCGACUGAAUCAUUUAUUUUAUUACAUAUCCGAUUGUCUAUCUUUUA
Molecule: messenger RNA, 1045 nt
Organism: Melitaea cinxia (Glanville fritillary)
Lineage: Eukaryota; Metazoa; Arthropoda; Insecta; Lepidoptera; Nymphalidae
Exons: 7
Coding region: 62-1006 (314 amino acids)
Cellular component (GO): membrane
Molecular function (GO): phosphatidylinositol bisphosphate binding
Source: RefSeq, a predicted model, not a curated record